AUGGAUUUUACGAAUCUUCGAUCUUUUUCACCUUUCACUUGGAGCAUAUAUCCUGUAAUUUGUGGUGUUUUCCUUUGCUUCCUCACUCUUGGUUUGUACUUCAAACACUCCAGCCAAGCCAUAGAAUACUGGAUUUUCUUGGGCUCAAUUCCAUCUUUAUUAUGGAACUCCGACCGUGUAUUCGAGUGGGCGACGGAAGUUUUCAGUUCACUUGGAACUGGCAGAGGUUCGUUUUAUAUGGAUGGACCUAUGCUCUCAAGGUAUAAAUUUCUCGUAACCUGUCACCCUGAUAACUUAGAGUACAUACUCAAAACCAACUUGGAAAAUUUCCCGAAAGGAGAAAGUUUUAGAGAAAUUUUCGAAACACUUGGUGUUGGGAUCUUUAAUGUGGAUUCUGAUACUUGGAGGCUACAAAGAAAAUUGGCUCAUGCAGGGUUGAGAUUAGGAGAAUUUAAAGCUCUAGUUGCUGAGACAAGCCGUAAGGUGGUAGAAGAACAGUUAAUCCCACUUUUAGCACAUGUAGCCGAAGAAGGGUUCAGCAUUGACUUACAAGAUGUUUUUUCCAGAUAUGCUUACGAUAUUAAUAUGGGUAUGAUUUUCGGGAGGUAUGAAAACUAUCUCGACAUGAGUUUUCCUUCAAAUGAGAUGGCUGAGGCUACUGAUGCUGGACAACGCGCCUUAGUGAAUAGGAACAUAGUGCCUCGAUUUGUCUGGAAAUUACAGCGUCUGUUGAGAAUUGGUAACGAGGGAGUGAUGAUUAAAGCUCUAAAAAUGGUAAAUGAAUACUAUGGAGAAUACAUUCUUCAAAAGAAAGCAGACUUGCUUGCGGGAGUUCAAACUGACCAUCUCUUAUCUAUUUACAUAAAAGCUUUAGCAGAUAGUACUAGUAUUUUUGCUUCUUUGGCUAAGAAAGACAAUUAUCUUAAAGAUGAAAUGCUAAAUUUAUUCUUGGCAGGACGAGAUACAAUCAAAUCAGCUCUCACUUAUUUUUUCUGGUUAGUGUCAACAACACCUUUUGUCGAAGCAAAGAUCUUGGAAGAGUUGAAAUCGUCUUUGAUUACAAGCAGAAGUACAACCAAUAGAUGGCCAUGGGUUUUCCGUUCAGAUGACUUAAAAGGAUUGGUUUAUUUGCAUGCGGCUUUAUGUGAAUCCCUAAGGUUAUACCCACCACUUCCUCUCAACCGAAAAUCUGUUGUCAAGAAAGAUGUACUUCCCGAUGGGAGUGUGGUGACUCCUGGAAUGGAGAUACUACUUUCAAUCUAUUCAGUAGGAAGAAUGCCAUGGAUUUGGGGUGAAAGUUGUUUUGAAUUUAGGCCAGAGAGAUGGAUAGCUGAAAAUGGGAAGCUAAUUACUGAUCAAACAUCCAGAUUCUUGGCGUUCAACAUUGGGGCAAGAAGUUGUUUAGGUAAAGAUGCAUCAUUUACACAAAUGAAGUCUGUUGUUGCAGCUGUGCUAUUCAAUUUCCAUAUUGAGGUGGUGGAAGGUCAUCAUGUUUGCCCUAAACAGGGGACAACCCUUUAUAUGAAGAAUGGAUUGCAAGUGAAUAUUAAGAAAAGAACAGUUUAG
Papaver somniferum (opium poppy) is the source of this 1566-nucleotide messenger RNA. Its product is annotated as alkane hydroxylase MAH1-like. The transcript has a single exon. NCBI's taxonomy places the organism in Eukaryota, Viridiplantae, Streptophyta, Magnoliopsida, Ranunculales, Papaveraceae. Bases 1 to 1566 code for a protein of 521 amino acids. The record is from RefSeq and is a predicted model, not a curated record. Gene Ontology annotation, molecular function: oxidoreductase activity, acting on paired donors, with incorporation or reduction of molecular oxygen; monooxygenase activity; heme binding.